CACACCACUGCACUCCAGCCUGGGUGACAGAACAAGACUCCGUCUCAAAAAAAAAUCGCUAAUAGUGACAAAGACAGUGCAUAUUUGUUGAGCUAAUAUUUUUGUAUCUGUGUUUCCGUUGUUAGUUUCCAAAAACAAUUACAGGUUGCUAAUACACAUCAACUGGACUGUUCAGUAGAAGCUCCUGUGUUUCCCAUUAUCUCUGACAGCAUCCAGGGGUUCAUAUGGAGAAAGCAGAAAAUGCUGAGGUCUGAGAUUUGAUGGAUGGUGAUGUUGGAAAUGUUUUUAUGUGCCCAUUUAUCUCAGUAUAUCUGCUUCAGUGAAAUGUCUCUUCAUAGUUCUAUCCAUUUUCUAAUUGGAUUAUUUUGCUUUUUUUUUAAGUCAUUCUAGAAUUCUUUAUACAUUCCACAUACCAGUUUUAUGGCAGAUAUAUGGUAGGCAAAUAUUUUCUAUUAUUCAGUACUGUAUUAGUCCAUUUUCACACUGCCAUAAAGAUACAGUCAGAGACUGGGUGAUUUAUAAACAAAAGAGGUUUAAUUGACUCACAGUUCCACUUGGCUAGGGAGGCCUCAGGAAACUUACAAUGAUGGAGGAAGGCAAAGGGGAAGCAAGGCACGCCUUGCAUGCAGUAGGAGAGAGAGCGAUCAAAGGAGGAACUAUCACAGAUUUUUAAACCAUGAGAUCUGAGAACUUGCUAUUAUGAGAACGGCAUGGGAAAACCACCUCCAUAUCCAGUCACCUCCCACCAGGUCCCUCCCUCAACAACUGAGGAUUAUACUUGAAGAUGAGAUUUGAUGCGGACAUCGAUCCAAACCAUAUCAAAUACCUUUUCUUUACUUGUCUUAAGUUUUUAAUUUGGUAAAUACCAGUUGAUUUUUUUUCUUUAAUGAAUCGUGCUUUUGCUGCCAUGGCUAAGAAUUUUUGAACAAGCUCUUGAUUCUUACGAUUUUAUUCUGUGAAUAUUUUUUUCUUUCAGUCUCUUACAGGAUACCAUUUUAUGGUUUGAUACUUUACAUUUAGGGUAUGGUCAAUGUUGAGCUAAUGUCUGUACGCUUGUGAAGUUUGAGUAAAGAUGACUUCUUUUCUGCUAUGGAUAUUAAGUUAGCUCCUCACCAGUUUUACAAAAUUCUUCCUUCCUUCAAUUCCCUCGGUAACUUUGUCAAAAAUCAGUUGGAAGUACCUGUGGAGGCUAUUUUUGCACUCACUUAUUGUAUUGCAUCAAUCCAUGUCUUUUAUUGCCCCAAUACCACACAAUUUUUAUUAUCUUUCCUAUAUUGGUAGUCUUGAAAUCCAGUGGAUUUAUUCCAGACACUUUAUUUUUGUUUUUCAAUAACGUUUAUGGAUCCAGCCACUGCUAGUUGUGGAUCCCCCACUGAAAUCCCAGUUCCCGGACUGCUAAGCUGCAGGAGACUCCCUAGCAGGAUCGGGUCCAACCUGCAGGCAAAAUGCUUUUACCAUAAACCGUUUUCAACUUGGUAAGUGGAAAAUAUUUUGGUUUCCAACAUAAGUGGCCCACACAACUCUGCUUCUUAACCUUAAAACGGCGCAGGCCCCGCCCACUCCAACCACGCCACGCCUCCAGGCUGCCUGGGCUCUUCUCUCCGCACAUGCGCAGUUUCCUACAGUCCCGGAAACGGAUCGUGUUGGGUGAAGGUGACGGCGCUGAGCGUGAGUGGCCCUCUGUGUAGAUUAAACCUGCGCUCCCUGUUUCCCAUUUCCACAGCCGAUGCCCGGGGUCGCUACGGGCUUUAAAAUUCCCGCACCGCGCCCUUCACCCCAGGUGAAUACAGGCCUCACGGUGUAGGUCCGGAAUCGCUUCCCUUUGGGUUGAAGUCGCUCUGAGGCUGCUCCCUGUCCCCGGCCCUUUGCUGCUUCCUCCCGCUUAAAACCUUUUCCUGACCCCUCCUCCAACCCCGGGCUUUUUAAAGUCCUCACCCAAGAGGUGGAUUCCCGUCCUGGGCGCAUCCCAGCCUCGCCCUUGUCGGCCCCUGGAGCGCAGCGCCCCAGAGCCCGCGUGCUCUGCCUGGUCCUGGGAUCCUGCAGACCCCACCCUGUCCGAAGGUGCCGUCGCCCUCCACCUCCCUCCUCCUCGUGCCGGGCCCUGCUGCUCCCCAGCCCUCACCUGAGCCCGCGUUGAGGAGGUGCUCAGGGCCUGUCCUGUGACAUCCGGUGUUCUUGCCUGCCCCCCUCCACUCCCUGGAAAAUGCUCUCCUCCAGGUUGCAGGCAUCUUACCCCAAACCCUCUUGUGAAUGUGUGGGCCAAAGGGAUCGGGAGAGGGACAGAGAGAGCAGUAGGAAACCUGAGACAGAGGAAAGAAUGAGGGAAACCAAUAAACAGAUGGCAAAGUAGAGGAUGGUUAGAGAUUUUCAAAGAGACAGUAAGAGUGAAAGAAGAAGCCCAGAAAGUUGCAAGGAGAGAAAAGUAACUAGACACAUUUCGAGAAAACGCACAGUAUCCAAAGAGAUGAAGGACAGCAAGGUAGGGCGGGUGGCAGCAAAGGGGGAGGCUCCUCACAUAGAGAGUGGGAGAGAGGAGGAGGGAUUUGGAGCCAGGGCAGACAGAGCAGUGUGGUGCUGGGACAAAAAGAAGGGGCAGCCGAAGACAAGGAGAGCAGAGAGAGAACCACAGCACGGGGAGGCCUGGGAUCUGGGGGUGCCAAAGAGUGGGGACAAGGGUUUGUAACAGGGAAGAGGGAAUUUAACAGGGGGCGCUGAAAUGGGGAACAAAGAGCCAGAAAUAUGUGGAGAUUGGGACAAUGAAAAGAUUAGGAAGAGGAAUAUGAGGUGAAACAAAUUGCAAGACUGGAAAGAACAGGUGGAAGAGAAGAAAUAGAGGAAAGAAGGGGAGAAACAGCAGGAGAGGAGAGGGGCUCAAAAUGAGCAGAAUCCUAGGGGGAAAAUAAAGGGGAAGGAAAGAGCUAGAGAAAGAAGGUGAGAAUGAGAGCUAUGUACGGAAUGAGGGAGGGAAACACACCGUAAUGAGGAAACAGGAGGACCCUGGGUCCAGCAUUGACCUCUAAAGACUCUUGGCACAUGAGGAAGAAACCCGGAAGAAGAGAGCAAAGGAGUCAGGAAUGGCUUUUACUCAGGGACAGUUGACAUUCAGGGACGUGGCCAUCGAAUUCUCUCAAGAGGAGUGGAAAUGCCUGAAUUCUACACAGAGGACUUUAUACAGGGACGUGAUGUUGGAGAACUACAGGAACCUGGUCUCCCUGGAAUAUUAUCUCAUGUGGGAGCACAGGAAAGAGCCCUGGACCAUGGAAAGCCAAGUGCAAAUAGCAAGAAAACCAAAAGGGUGGGAAUGGAUCAAAGGUGUGAAAAUAGAUCUCUCUCGUAACUGUAUGAUCAAGGAAUUAGCACCGCAACGGGAAAGUAACAGAGAAGAAGUAUUCCACACAGUGACAUUGGAACAACAUGAAAAACAUGACAUCGAAGAGUUUUGCUUCAGGGAAAUGAAGAAAAAAAUACAUGACUUUGACUGUCAGUGGAGAGAUAAUGAAAGAAAUUACAACAAAGCGACUAUGGCCCCAAAAGAAAAUCUUACUUGUAGAAGAGACCAACAUGAUAGAAGUGGUAUAGAAAACAAGUCUAUUAAAAAUCAGCUUGGAUUAAGCUUUCUACCACAUCCCCCUGAACUGCAGCAAUUUCAGGCUGAAGGGAAAAUUUAUGAAUGUAACCAUGUUGAGAAGUCUGUCAACCAUGGUUCCUCAGUCUCAGCACCCCAAAUAAUUUCUUCUACCGUCAAAACCCAUAUUUCUAAUAAAUAUGGGACUGAUUUCGUCUGUUCUUCGUUACUCACACAAGAACAGAAAUCAUGCAUUAGGGAAAAACCUUACAGAUACAAUGAGUGUGACAAAGCCUUGAAUCAUGGCUCCCACAUGACUGUACAUCAGGUAAGUCAUUCUGGAGAGAAACGAUAUAAAUGUGAUCUAUGUGGCAAGGUCUUUAGUCAAAAAUCAAACCUUGCGCGUCAUCGGAGAGUUCACACUGGAGAAAAACCAUACAAAUGUAAUGAAUGUGACAAAGGUUUCAGUCGCAACUCAUGCCUUGCACUGCAUCGGAGAGUUCAUACUGGAGAGAAACCUUACAAAUGUUAUGAAUGUGACAAGGUCUUCAGUCGCAAUUCAUGCCUUGCACUACAUCAGAAAAUUCACAUUGGAGAGAAACCUUACAAGUGUAAUGUGUGUGGCAAAGCCUUUAGUGUGAGGUCAACACUUAGCAACCAUCAGGUAAUUCAUAGUGGCGAGAAACCUUACAAAUGCAAUGAAUGUGGCAAGGUGUUCAGUCAGACUUCAAGCCUUGCAACUCAUCAGAGAAUUCACACUGGGGAGAAACCAUACAAGUGUAAUGAAUGUGGUAAAGUCUUCAGUCAAACUUCAAGCCUUGCAAGGCAUUGGAGAAUUCAUACUGGAGAGAAACCUUACAAAUGCAAUGAAUGUGGUAAGGUUUUCAGUUAUAAUUCACACCUUGCGAGUCAUCAGAGAGUUCAUACUGGAGAGAAACCUUACAAGUGUAAUGAGUGUGGCAAAGCCUUUAGUGUGCAUUCGAACUUAACUACCCAUCAGGUCAUCCAUACUGGAGAGAAACCUUACAAAUGUAAUGAGUGUGGCAAAGCCUUCAGUGUGCAUUCAAGCCUAACUACCCAUCAGGUCAUCCAUACUGGAGAAAAACCUUACAAAUGUAAUGAAUGUGGCAGAUCCUUUAGUGUGCGCCCAAACCUCACUAGACAUCAGAUAAUCCAUACUGGAAAGAAACCUUACAAAUGUAGUGAUUGUGGGAAGUCCUUUAGUGUGCGCCCAAACCUCUUUAGACAUCAAAUUAUCCAUACUAAGGAGAAACCUUAUAAAAGAAAUUAGUAUGGCAAGGUCUUCAGUCAAAGUUUAAAUCUUGUGAGUCAUCAAAGAAUUUAUACCAGAGAGAAACCAUACAAAUAUAAUAAAUGUGGCAAGGUUUUCAGUCACAAUUAACUCUUACACAGCAUCAGAGAAUUUCAUUCUCGAGAGAAUCCUUACAAGUAUGGCAAACCCUUCAUCACGAGUUCAAGCAUUCAUUGAUGUCAGAGUCCAUGCUAAAGAGAAAUCAUAUAAACCUAAGUAUGUGGCAGAGGCUUCAUUUAGGUCUCACAACUCACUAGAUAUCAAAAUGUAUAUACAUCUUUUUAUAUUUUGUGCAUGUUGAAGCUAUUAACCAAGGAUCAAAACUGUAAAACAUCCAAGGAUUUAUGUGAGGAAUAAUUCAAUCUAGUGCUGAUAAACUUUUCAUAUACAUUGUAGAACAACUGCAAGUUCAAAUGUGUUAAAACACAUACACAACAUGAUAUGUAUUAAAGGUUACAGGAUGUUUGAAGUCA
Messenger RNA from Macaca mulatta (Rhesus monkey), 5350 nucleotides. RefSeq names its product zinc finger protein 415 (gene ZNF415). Gene Ontology annotation, cellular component: nucleus; nucleoplasm. The record is from RefSeq and is a predicted model, not a curated record. Gene Ontology annotation, molecular function: DNA-binding transcription activator activity, RNA polymerase II-specific; RNA polymerase II cis-regulatory region sequence-specific DNA binding; DNA-binding transcription repressor activity, RNA polymerase II-specific. Gene Ontology annotation, biological process: regulation of immune system process; negative regulation of transcription by RNA polymerase II; regulation of cytokine production. NCBI's taxonomy places the organism in Eukaryota, Metazoa, Chordata, Mammalia, Primates, Cercopithecidae.